Silurus meridionalis is the source of this 1748-nucleotide messenger RNA. Its product is annotated as GTPase IMAP family member 9-like. The record is from RefSeq and is a predicted model, not a curated record. The coding region runs from base 40 to 1026 and encodes 328 amino acids. NCBI's taxonomy places the organism in Eukaryota, Metazoa, Chordata, Actinopteri, Siluriformes, Siluridae. The transcript has 2 exons. Gene Ontology annotation, molecular function: GTP binding.
UCAGCCACUGCUCAUAACCUCGGGGUCUCCAGUGAAGACAUGUCUGGAUCUGAACUCCGGCUUCUGAUGGUGGGAAAAUCUGGUGUGGGAACAAGUUUAACAGGAAACACUAUUUUGGGUGAAGAUUGUUUUCCCUCAGCAAAAAGCCUUUCCUCAAACACCAACAAGUUACAAAAACGAAGUUCCACUGUGGCAAAUCGAGCCAUCACUGUGUUUGAUAUUCCAAAUUUCUUUCAUUCCACUCUUUCAAAGAAACAUGUGACUGCAGAAAUUGAAAGAUGUGUGGAACAGUCUUCUCCUGGUCUGCACACACUGCUGCUGAUUGUAACACCACACACCUUCACUGAGCAGGAGUCAGAUAUCUUGUGGUUAUUUAAGCAAAUAUUUGGUGAGGAAGCUUUGAGAUACAUUGCUCUCUUUACCCAUGGAGACGAGGUAGAUAAAGACACAAUCAGUGAUUUCAUCAGAAAAAACAGACGAUUGUCAGCUCUAAUAGAUGAAUGUAGUGGGAGGUUCCAUGUACUGAACAAUAAAGACGGAGCAAACAGAAAGCAGGUUGAUGAGCUAUUGGAGAAGAUUGAUAAAAUGGUGUGUGAUAACAGGAACAGUCUUUACACACUGCAGAUGUUUCGUUAUGCACAGUCACUAAGAGCGCACUGUAAAAGGACAGUUCUGGCAGUCUGGAGAGUGCAACCACAAUACAUCUACCUGAUCUGUGUCAUUGUGGUCGCUAUGGGAGGGUUUCAUGGAUGGAACAAUCGCUCCGAUAGUGUUUUACAUUUCACUCAGGGAGCGUUAAUAGGGCUUUUAGCAACUUUAGCAGGAGCUGUCUUAGGAAAGGUCUGUGUCUGGAUGAAAUGUGUCUGGCAGCAUUCUAACAGAAUGAUACUCCUGGGGAUCCCAUGUGGCUUUGCUGCAGGUGGGAUUAUAGGGUUCUGUGUGGGUCCAGGGGGCGUGCUGUUAGCAGGAUUAGCAGCACUAGCAGGAGCUGCUGGAGCCAAUGUCACCACACAUGCACUCCAUUAAAUCCCUUAGACUGAGAUGUAGAUAAAGCUACAGGAUUUAAAUGAUGUUAAGAAUGAGAUCUAACACUUAUAGGUUAGAUCUAUACAGCAGACAGCAGACCUUCAACAUAAACUGAUUAUAACCCUGAUUAUGCCAUCAUUAAUAUAAGAAUGAUUUCUGUAUUGAGAUAUUUAUGUAAGAUUUAUAUAAGAAGUCAGCAGUGUCAGUGCUCUGUUACAGUCUGGGGUAAAGCAGUAACUUUGACUUUUCCAACAUCUGGACAGAGGUGUUUACACUUCUUUGUGGUUUCUCAAUAAUAUGUCAGUUUUCUUUUUUUUUUUACUAUUACAGCCAGAAACAGAGGCUUUUUACUUUCUUGCAUACCUGUCUUUAAAGGUGUUAGUUUGUUAAAUAAAUAGUAAUUAAUAUUUUAAUGUGAUUAAUGAGAUGGAAUUAAUUUACAAUUCAUGUGUUUUAUUACUGGCAUUUUAUUAAUAAAUUCUAUAAUAUUUCUUUACUUUUUAUAAUCAGAUCAUUUUAAUUACAAUAUUAUUAGUUACAUGUUGACACUAUAUAGCAAUAAAGCAUGUAGAAACUGUUAAUAACACCACACUUUUAGACAAUAUGUGGAAAGUGUUUGAUGCUGGAGAUCAUCUCUUCACUCUGUAAAACACUGUAAGUUAUAUUAGAGAGGGAGAAUGUGUACUUGUAUGUUCAUGAAUCACACUUUUUAUUUCCUUGUA